Messenger RNA from Rhizophagus irregularis DAOM 181602=DAOM 197198, 1657 nucleotides. NCBI's taxonomy places the organism in Eukaryota, Fungi, Glomeromycota, Glomeromycetes, Glomerales, Glomeraceae. The record is from RefSeq and is a predicted model, not a curated record.
AUGGAUGAAAUUAAACUAAGUGAUGAUGUAUUUGAGCAAAUAAAAGAUUUUGAUCAUUAUUUCUUGACUGAAGAACAAAAAUCGUUAAUUGAUAAAUUAAUAACAGACGAAAAUUUAAAAGAAUGUUAUAAGCAAUAUGGUUUAUGUAAAAUUUGUAAGCAGCCUGAAACUUAUUAUUUUUAUUGUCAGCCAUGUAAUAUUAAUAAGUUUCAAUCAAAUUUCAAAAAUUGGACAAGUGGAAAUCAUGACGUUGAUGAAUUUAUUCAAAAAGCACAAUUAAAUGCUAAAAAAUAUUAUCAAAUCAUAGAAUGGAUUGAAUAUGAUAAAUUUGAAGAUGUUGAAUAUUUAGCAAAAGGGGGAUUUGGAACUACUUUUAAAGCAGUUUGGAAAGAUGGUCCUUUUCUGGAAUUAAAUUAUAAAAAUAAUCAAUGGUUAAGAGAUGGUAAAACGAAAGUUGCUUUAAAGUGCUUACAUAACUCACAAGAUAUUACAGCAGAUUUUUUAAAAGAAGUUGAAUCAAUGUUAGUAUGUCAAUCUGGAAGAUAUGGAUGGGUAGUUAGUUGCUAUGGUAUUACCAAAGAUCCGAAAACAAAUAAUUUUAUGAUGGUGAUGAAAUUAAAAGCUGGUAGUUUAAGACAACAUUUAAAUGACAACUUCAUUUCACUGGGUUGGAAGCAAAAGAUACAUAGUUUACUAGGUCUUGCAAGUGGUCUUAAAGAUAUUCAUAAUAAAGGAUUAAUUCAUCAUGACUUUCAUUGUGGGAAUAUAUUAAGCAAUUUUGAUCGUGAAGCUUAUAUUACUGAUUUGGGAUUGUGUCAACCGGCAAAUGUUAAAUCCUCUCAAAAUAGUAAUAAAAAAAUAUAUGGGGUAUUACCUUAUGUAGCUCCAGAAGUUUUAAGAGAAAAAGAAUAUACUCAAAAAAGUGAUAUUUAUGGAUAUGGAAUUAUUGCAUACGAAAUUUGUACAGGUUUCCCUCCUUAUUAUGAUAUAGCUCAUGAUGGAUUCUUAGCAAUGAAAAUUUGUAAGGGGUUGAGACCAAAAUGUGAUUAUAAAAUCCCUCAACUAAUUGUUGAUAUAAUUAAUCAAUGUUGGGAUGCAGACCCUUUAAAACGACCUAGUGCAGUUGAAAUAUUUAAUUUCAUGUAUGAACUAUAUUCAGAUAUUGAAAACAAUAAAGUGGAUUCUGUUAUUUAUGGGCAAGUUAAAGAAGCAGAUGAAAUUAAUAAAAAGUCAUCUUUUCCAGUUCAAUUACCAUUAUCAUCUACAAGCACACUUUCAUAUAUGACACAUCCUCAAGCAGUUUACACAAGUAGACUUUUAAAUUUUAAUAAUCUUCCAGAACCCAUGAAUGCUGACAAUGAUGAUUUAGAAUAUUCAGAUUCUACAAGAAUAGAUCUUACUAAACUUGAUAUUAAUUCUAAAGAUGAAAGUAGUUGAACACAGUUACUUUAAAAUGAGAAUAUUUAAAAUGUAGUAAAAUACCUAUAAUUUAUCCAUUUUUUUAUUUAUUUAUUUUUUAUAUUUAUUAUGAAUUUGAUGGGAGAUUAAGGAUAAUGGUAUAAUGUUAUUCUAGGACGUUUAAUGGAAAUAUAGUAAGACUCAUAUCAAUUAUUAUUCAUGUCCGAAAAAAUUAAAGGUUAACAUUGUAAUAAAAAUU